This is a messenger RNA of Erythranthe guttata (spotted monkey flower), 611 nucleotides long. Its product is annotated as Ribosomal protein L31. The record is from RefSeq and is a predicted model, not a curated record. NCBI's taxonomy places the organism in Eukaryota, Viridiplantae, Streptophyta, Magnoliopsida, Lamiales, Phrymaceae.
AAGCACACCACCAAUAGCAGGGGAUUUUAGUAUAGACCUGCUUAAACCCUAGUGAUUGAUUUCCCCAGACAGUGAUCUCCCCGCCAAGAGAAACCCAACUGAAGAAAGGGAAAGAUGAAGAAAGGGAUUCACCCGCAGAUGCAAUGGAUAUCAUACGUGACGCAAAGCGGUCGUCUGAUGAAUGUGACGAUGACCAAGAUUCACCAGGUCGGUAAAGUUUACCACUUUCGAGCGAAGCGGCAGAUGGCACAAAGCAUCGGACAGAUUGCCAAGUUUAAGCGUCGGUAUGGUGAGAAGAAGGAAGAUGAGCCUGAAAAUAAAUGAAUUCAUUGAGGUGCUACUGCUUUGUUCUCGUACCUUUUUUUUUUCUUCCCGUGUUUCUCUCUAUUGGAGUUUGACACAUUGCUAUUUGUGCUCGUUGUUUUUAAUUUCCAUGUGGUACUUGAUCUCAUCUAUCCUUUUUUCUUGGAAUCCAGUGAGUUUAAUCGCUGUUAUGCUGUGUUUUUUGUUAGCUUGAAAUUGGUAAGAUAUUUUGAACUUUUUAGCUAUUAUGAUUACUUAAUAGCUUAAGACAAUGGCCUCACUGUUGAAAAUCGAAUUGGCAAUCUUAA